ACGGUUUUAAUUACUUUUCUAGAUCGAAUUGCCACAAAGCGUCACGUCAAUGCCACGUGGAACGAAGACCUGAUCAAAAGGAGCCACGUAGGUACCACAUCAGACAAAACCGGAGACAAUACUGCCAAGGGACCUCGUUUGCUUGGUUUUGUAAGUUGGAGGAUGCGUUGUAUCCGGUUUUGCUGUCGAGGAACGAAUUUCAGACUCGACGACAAAUUAAGGGACCUAAAACUUACUCCAACUAAGCGAGACAUGGCCUACAGGGCGGCCCAUGGAACCGUGCUCGACGGGAAGCGAUCGAUAGGAUUUAUUCCCUUCUCUUAAUUGCUACUCAUGGAUUAAGGAAACUUAUUAAUCCACUACAUUAAAACCUGACAACACAUAUGCACAGGGCCCAGAAGCAGAGAAUGCAAAAGCCAGCCCUGCAGGGAAACAGAAAAGGCAGAAAAUCAUGCCAAAUCAGAACUGCCUACUAGACUUCCCCGCGGAUAAUUAACCACUGCCAUUACCGCAGCCACAAAUCGGUUCACCUUUUUAUUCACCCCCAACGAAGAGUUUGCCGCUUCUAGCUUCCUUACUCCACCAUCGCCUCCCAGUGAAUCUGCUCCUGUUCACACAGCGAGAUUCAUCGUCUUCCACCUCCGUUUAGCUCUUUGCUUUUUUUAUUUUUGCCAUACAUGAGUGGGUGUAGCUGGCUCUGUUCGUUGGUGAUCCUGCAGGCCGUUUGCUCCGCCUGCUGGCAGGUUGCUGGUGCCAACUCGUUGCGGCUUGCCGUCGGUCAGAUCGGAGGUGUUUUUGUGUACCUCCAAGAUCCGAGCCUUAUGUCGCGGCGUGCCCGCGACGAGCUUGUAGAUGGUAGCUGCUCCGGUGAUGAAGAUCUGGCUGAUCAUGGAGCUUGGCCGCAACCGGGAGGAGGAGCUGGUGGUGAUCAUGGAGGUGUGCCGCGAGGAGGAGAAGCCGGCGAAGCUGAAGCCGAUGUAGAUGUCGACGGCGACGGUGGUUCUGCUGGCGACGUCGAGUGCCAGGUAUGUCACAAACGAUUCAAAAACGACAAAUCUAUGUUUGGCCAUCUGCGGAGCCAUCCCAACAGAGGUUACAAGGGUGCCACCCCACCUCUCAAGAUGUCGAGCACACCGUCGUCGUCGUCACCGGUUAUACCGGCCGGCAGCCCACCGCCACAGCCACCACCGUCGUCAUCGUCGUCACUACGACCGGUUGGUGACAGUAAUUCCUCAAUGCCAACGCCUGGCAUCUCUUUAACCACUUACGAGAAAUUGGCUGCCUGUGUGAUGCUCACACUUAGGCGUCGGUACGACCGGGAUCAACGGCAACUGCAAGCUCCACCGAAGCUCGAACGAGCUGGAGCAGGAGACCAGCUGGCCACAAACAUGGUGGAAGGAGCCGAGGGGAGCUCCCGCGCCAUUGUCCGCGACGAACAUGAAGCACGGAGGAGGAAGAAGGGGAAGAGGAAGCUGAAGGAGCCUAGAGAGGAAGAGAGGAAGGUGAAGAAGGAGAAGAAGCGUCACCCCUACAUGUGCAAGCAUUGCAAUGAGGAGUUCUCCACACACCAGGCGCUGGGCGGGCACAUGGCCGGCCACCAUAAGGAGAAGAGGAUCCUCCUCAAGGAGAAACAGCGUGAGAGAAGCCUUGUCCUGGAAAAAGAACCUGAAAGGAGUCAUCACCUGAUGGAGGAGAAACAUCCUGAAAGAGGCCUGAUCCUGGAGAAGAAACAGCUCGAGCGAAGCAGCAUAGUCUUGAAGGAGAAACAACCUGACAAGAACCUGAUCCUGGAAGAGGAACAACCUGAGGUGGUGUACCAAGACAAAAUUGAUCAGACCAUGAACUGGCAGAAAACGGAAAGAAACGAGGGAGUGUCGUACCUUGGUGGCGGCUCCAAUACAGCGCCGAUUGCUCAAGAAGAUAGCCGCCCACCGUUUGGUUUUGACCUCAAUGUUGAGGCUCCAGAACAGGAAUAGAACUGGAAUAGCAAUCCAGCAUAUCAUCUGUGUAAUCUCGUAGUAAAACAAUAAAGCUAGAUGGUAGGCAUGUUUGCCUAAAGCCAGGAUUCCAAAGACAAAGACAUGCUGUAGGCCAUUCCCUAUGUUGCUUUGAGAAUUGUUUGCA
Molecule: messenger RNA, 2124 nt
Organism: Oryza sativa Japonica Group (Japanese rice)
Lineage: Eukaryota; Viridiplantae; Streptophyta; Magnoliopsida; Poales; Poaceae
Source: RefSeq, a predicted model, not a curated record